UUAAUGUAUACUUGGGUCAUGUGGUGUACAGGGAAAUAGCAAAUUGCAAAGCGAAAACUACUGCCAUUCUUAGAGAAACGGCAUACCAUGAAUGCAAUCGCAAGCGUCAGCGAUACUUGACAAUAAGACUGUGUUUGUUAACACCGCACUGGAAUACCAGUCUCAGUUCAAUAAUUGAUUUCGGGUCGAUUGCCUUGAUGAAAGACUUAGAUUACCAACCUCAACAAGACGGAUGCUACAUUGCAGAAGCCUUUAAGAUUCUUUAACGAACGUGUAUAGCGAUUGAACUGGGUAAUUUGGCAAGAUACAUCAAAGCAGCAACUGAUAAAAGAGAUUAUUGGUUCCCGUUUCAUUAAGUGUGUGAAGUGUAGCGGACACAACUCAUCAAAGUGAACAGUGUAAAAGAAAACAAUAUUAGUCAUACUGCUAUCAUUCCUGAUCUUGAAGUGCAAUGAAACAGUCAGAGAAUGUUAAGCAGCUACGAGUAUAGUUAGAUAAUCAGAAGAUUUGGGCAAUACCUAAGAAGUGAGAUGCCCGGUUGCUAUUGAAGAAGCGUGAGAUAUGGAAAUCUGUAAAAAGGUUUACUGAAAAACGAGAGGCAUUGAAAAGGAUCAGCACGGCUUUCACCAAGAGUGAAUGAGAGAUAUUGCACUGCGUGUAUGUGGCUUAACAAACGGUACCAGAUCGCUAGUCGUGUAAGUUCAACAGUACAAAGAGCGAGUUUGGAAAGUGCAUAUUGAAUUAAUAAUGGACAUCUGAAUUCCAUAUGCGAGCAACAGACAGUCUACUGCAAGAUUCAAGUAAUCAUCUUUGGAAAUUUAUCAUGAGAGAUCAUCUUUGGAAAUUUAUCAUGAGAGUGAGGUCUAAAUUUCUCGAACCUCGUUGCACGAACUAACUCCUUUGAAGAAGGAACGAGCCGUAACCCUAAACCAAUUUUCAUCGCGUCUUGGAUGACGCGUUUUUAUCCGAUGUUAUGAAUGAAACAAACAGCUGAUGUUAUGAAAUAUUGAAAUUAAAACUUCAUCCCGUAGCGCUCGAUUUGUGUUGAGCGGAAUAAUCAAUAAAAUAUUUUCUAAAGAGGUUAAGAGGAUAAGUUGUUACUGCUGGCAUUGAAGAAUCGAAUUCAGAAGUUCAAUUCGAGCGUGAAAAACGACACUGGCGAGGAUGUUAAAACAAAUAUGCAGUGUUACAUAGGUGAUAUAUCUGGCUAUAGAUCUCUUGCUUGAAAAACCUGGCUACCAAAAAGACGUUCAAAAGAAAUUAUUGACGAAAAAAGCCUUGCUUGAAACCGCAAGAAAUGGCACCUGCUUUAAAACAGGGUUCGAAAGUCGUGCUUGGUUGACCUGUUAUGCAGAGCAUCGACCCUAAAACAAGGCGUCUGAAUUAAUUACGCAGCAAAAUCAACCGUGAUAUGGAUGACACCGAUAUAGUAUUCCUUUCUUUCUUUGGAUUCAUCUUUAUACUUGGCACCACUGGUAACAUCUGCAUACUGGCUGCUUUGUCUAAGAUGAGACAACAUAGAAGAUUAACCCAUUUAUUAAUGAUCAAUCAAGCCGUUUCAGACUUGUGCCUUGUUGCAAUUUCUUUGCCAUUACGCAUUGCUCGGAUGUGUGUUAAAAAAUCGCUCUUCAAAUCUUCAGUGAUAUCGUCAGAUUUGUACUGCAGAAUAACGGCAGGGACAAAUGUCGUAUUUCUUGGGGCGUCAUGCUUCGGUGUGCUACUGAUGACUUUGGAUAAGUUUUUAGCUGUUCGUUUUCCUUUGUCUUACCGCACGGGGAUAGAUAAGCGACACUUCAUUGCUCCAGUCCUCUUAACCUGGUUUAUUCCAGCAGUCAUCGGCUGCUGUGGCGUAUUUGUUACCGCUAUUCAAGAGAACAUGAACGAGCAUGGGCAUGAUAUUGCUUGUUUAUAUGGCUCCAUUUUCAAGGAAACAUAUGCUUUAUUUGUUUAUGUAUUAACUCUAAUCAUACCUCUUAUAAUGAUCUUUCCCAUGUAUAUAUACAUAUUGAAAAAGGUGAAAAGUUCAUGGAAGUUCGUCAUACCAAACAAUUCUGAAAACUGUUUUAAAGAUCAGCUACCUGGGAUAGCGAGCAGCAGAAGAGUAAAGGACGUGAAUACUUUUCGAAAGAAAGAAAUCAGACUAGCAAAAGGAAUUUUCUUAAUUCUUGGGAUCCAUUUAAUGUGCUUAGCACCGGUUGUCGUUCUCGACUUUUUCCACAUAAUCCUACACCGGUCUAUCAUGCACAUUGCAGUAGAAAUUUGCCUGGGAAUCCUUUACCUGAAUGCAGUGCUCGACCCACCUAUAUAUGCAAGACAUUCUACGGAGAUUAAGCAGACAAUGUUGAGAUUUUUACUGUACUGCAGAAGACAAAGGCAUGGAGCAAACCUCUUUACCAAAAGAAGACCACAGAGAAGAAAAGGUGUGACGCAGCCAACUUGGCCUAUAACUGACCAGCUGAAUCAGACCUAUGUGAAUAGCAUUCAUGAAUCUGGAAAUGCAACUGACAACAACAAGCAAACGACAAAAGAGUCUUUUCAGGUUUCAGCUCAAUCCAACUGAUCAUCAAGAAACAGAAACACUGCGUCGGAAAGUGAAAAUGAAAUUUCUUAGCUAACGCUUAUGAAAAGCCACUGGUAAAGCAGCAUCUAACAAACGCAGAUUGUUUGUCAGAACAACCCAACGUCAUCGACCUCAUUUGGGUGCUAUGCUCUACACCCGAGACCUCAGGGAUACGUAAUGUCUCGAAGCAUGGUACAAAAUGGUCCUGUCUUACAGUAACAUUAUUAGCAAUGGGUGUAUGCAACGUCUGAAAAAUGGUGGCUAGGUGAAAAUUUUUGUCCUUUUGAAAAUAUUUGAAUUUAAAAUCGUUCUGUUUGGUAUUAAAGUACAUAGAUAAAUAAAAGGUUUUUAUCAAGUAAACUGUGAAACAGUAAUUUUUUUAACCACUGCAUAAUCAUAAAAGUUUUAGCAUUUUGAAACAAAUUGCACUGUUAAUUCCUAAUAUAGUAUUCAAUCAGACAUUUUGUUUUCAAGUCUUCACUUUACAUACAGAUGUUUCACGUUUCCUGCGGUAACAACCGGUAUGGUCAGGGCAUAAGGUACACAGAGAUGUAAUCUCUUAAACCAAUAAGCACUAG
Molecule: messenger RNA, 3138 nt
Organism: Rhopilema esculentum
Lineage: Eukaryota; Metazoa; Cnidaria; Scyphozoa; Rhizostomeae; Rhizostomatidae
Product: adenosine receptor A3
Biological process (GO): chemical synaptic transmission; G protein-coupled receptor signaling pathway, coupled to cyclic nucleotide second messenger
Cellular component (GO): plasma membrane; dendrite
Molecular function (GO): neurotransmitter receptor activity; G protein-coupled serotonin receptor activity
Source: RefSeq, a predicted model, not a curated record